AUGGAGCAUUCUCGGCGAACGCUUGUCAUGGACUCGUGUGUAACAGACAAUGCCAGACGGGUAUUGGAACUGGGACCCGGUUUUGUACCGUCCACGGGCAAGUUAACCAGUCGUGAGAAAUCAGAAGUGGUCACCUCCGUAGAACGGAUGGCUUACACUUUGAGAUGGCAGCAGGCGCGGCCUCAGGGUGUGGACCAGCCAGAGGACGACCACGAUACCGGUACCGAGUGUGAUCGCAGGCUGUGGAAGCUAAAGAAGCAUGGCUUCAAGCAACCGCCCAGAAUGAGCCAGGAUGGGGAAAGAAAGAUGGCCAACUUCAAGGACGAAGUUUUGGCAGCAUAUGGCAAACAAAGACCUCCCAAGCAUAAUAUGACGCAAGAGGAACGCGACGGACUGAGAGAACUUCGUCAUGACCCCAGUGUAGUGAUAAAGCAAUCCGACAAGAGCAAGAAGUUAGUAGCUAUGAAACAGGAACUCUACCUGGAGAAGGCAGAGGCACUUCUGUCUGACAGCACUAUGUACAGAAAAGUGGAUCUAACUAUCACUGCGUAUGAGAAAGAGGUUAAAUCCAUACUGGAAGAGCAAUGCACGAAUAUGGAUCCUGAUCUUCUGACUGCAAUACUCCCUCAUGACACACGAUUCCCGGAACUAUACGGUCUUCCAAAGGACCACAAGCAAAAUUUGCCCCUCCGACCUGUUGUCUCUGCUUGUGACAGUCCAGUCACAGGAAUUUCGGUGGUUCUCGAACGCAUAUUGCAUCAACUGCUUGCAUUUGUCCCAUCGCACCUCAUCAACACCAAAGACGCGCUAGACAAUAUCCGCACCAUAUACCCUGGCCUUAAAGCACCUGCUGGAACGAUUCUGGCUACGAUGGAUGUGGUGGGUUUGUAUCCCAGCAUACCGAUCGAAGAGGGCGUGAAUGCCGUUAGUGACGUGCUAGAGCAACACCAUAACAGAGUUGAUAUGUUCGGGCUGAGCGUGACCCAAGUCAGGACACUACUGAAGUUUGUUCUGAGUCACAACUACUUCAGAUUUGGCAGACAGAUCUACCACCAGCUAGAUGGGGUUGCUAUGGGGAACAACCUGGCACCUCCAUUUGCCAUCCUGUUUAUGCACACCAUUGAGACACGACUUCUUCAGGACUCACCCUUCCAACCUAUUCUGUUCAGACGAUACAUCGACGAUAUCAUCAUCCUAUGGACACAUGGUAGGCAGCGCCUUCUGGAGCUCAUAGAAAGAUUCAACGCCAGCCACGAACGUAUCAAAUUCACGCAUGAAUUAAGUUGUGACAGUGGCUGCAUAGACUACAUGGACGUAACGAUCGCGGUUGGGCAAACCGGAGAGCUGUCAUUCAAAUUGUUCCAGAAGGCAUGCAGUAGUGGCCUACUGGUGGAUUAUUCAUCGGCAGUUCCUCACCACAUCAAGUUAGCCGUCGCUCAAUCUCAAUUCCUAAGGGCACAGCGACUAUCGUCUAACCCCAUGAUGCAAGCCGAGAGCGAACAAAAAAUACACAAACAACUGCGCAUAAAUAACUACCAGACAGUAUCAUAUCGGAAGCAAGGGAAGCUGCCAGGAAACCUCGGCGUAGACGACGCGGUAAUCCCCGCUCUGCCUUCCUUAAACUACCGUUCAAGUCCGAUGAAGUACACCACCAUGUGA
Sycon ciliatum is the source of this 1659-nucleotide messenger RNA. RefSeq lists its product as uncharacterized. Lineage: Eukaryota; Metazoa; Porifera; Calcarea; Leucosolenida; Sycettidae. The record is from RefSeq and is a predicted model, not a curated record. The coding region runs from base 1 to 1659 and encodes 552 amino acids. The transcript has a single exon.